AUGAAUGCGGAAGACGCUCUAGCUGCCAUAAAAGAUGCUGAGAGACUGGGGGACAAGUCCAAAAGAGAAGACGACCGCAGAGGGCAAAAGAGAGACAGACCAGAACGUCGGAACAACGACGGGAAUAGAAGGAGAGACGACAAAAAUCCUCGUCAGGUAAAAUUUACUCCUUUGGUUAUGCCUAUUGACAAGAUUUUCGCGCAGAUCAAGGACGAGCAUUAUCUCAAAUGGCCCAGGCCAUUACACUCGUCCCCCAACGUACGUGACAAGAACAAAUAUUGCCGGUUCCAUAGAGACCACGGUCACAACACAGAAGAAUGCAGAGACCUGAAGGAACAAAUAGAGGAAUUAAUACGGAAAGGAAAGUUACAGAAGUAUGUAAAGAAAGGAGAAUAUGGCAAGUUCAGAGACGACAACAGGACCCAACAUGAAUCCUUUACUCGAGAUGACGACCAUCCGUCCCAACCUCCACGCAAAGUGAUCGGAGAGAUAAACACGAUCGCGGGAGGACCAUCCUCAGGGGGAUCAUUUAGAUCACUCAAAAAAACAUGCCACAGACAGGUGAACAGCCUCCACACCAUGCCUUCGUCCAAGCACCGACGAACAUACCAAGACAUGUCCUUUAAUGAAGAAGACGCCAGGGGAGUAAAGCAGCCUCACAACGAUCCCCUGGUCAUAGUACUGAAUAUAGAAGGGUUCAAUACUAGAAGGAUCCUUAUUGACAACGGAAGCUCAGCGGAUAUCAUCUACCUCCCAGCCUUCCAGCAGCUAAGAUUAGAUCCAAAAAGGCUCCGUCCUUUUGACUCUCGACUCGUCAGCUUCAGUGGAGAUAGGGUCUACCCCAGGGGAAUAGUGACUCUGACGGUGACGGCAGGGACCUACCCAUUGCAGUUGACCAAACAAGUAGACUUCCUGGUGGUAGAUUGCCCUUCGUCCUACAAUGUCAUCAUUGGGAGGCCCACCCUAAAUAAGUGGAAGGCGGCGACGUCAACCUACUGUUUGAAGGUGAAAUUCCCAACAGACAGCGGCGUGGGUGAAGUGAAGGGUGACCAAGUCCUGGCAAGGGAAUGCUAUCAAGCCGUACUGGCAAAAAAGGAAAACCACACGUGGACGAUUGAAGAAAAAAAGGAGGACGGGAUGGAGACCCUGGAAGCAGUAGAGUUGCAUAGAAUGUGGACCCUAGCAGGAAGCCCGUCCAGCAACGACGAAGAACCUUUGCUCCAGAACGAGAUCAGGCAGUUGCAGAGGAAGUAA
This is a messenger RNA of Quercus lobata, 1254 nucleotides long. RefSeq lists its product as uncharacterized. The record is from RefSeq and is a predicted model, not a curated record. The coding region runs from base 1 to 1254 and encodes 417 amino acids. The transcript has 2 exons. NCBI's taxonomy places the organism in Eukaryota, Viridiplantae, Streptophyta, Magnoliopsida, Fagales, Fagaceae.